AACUUUAUACUGAGCUAUUUAGCCUUGACUUACAGCUUACAAUCACCAAACAAAUUAAUAAUUAGUAUCGUUUAACAUUAUACUAUGUGAAUUUAACACUUGCUACAUACCUAUUUCUUUUUAUUAAAUUUAAUAUCAUCUCGUUUUUAAAUUCAUAAAAAUAUAGUUACGUUUUAAAAUUAUUUAUAAAAAAAAAAAUGGAUCUAACAACCAAUGAUAUUAGUUAUUUUGUGGGUGUGGAUGUAGGAUCCGGAAGUGCCCGUGCUGCUUUAGUUACAAAUGAAGGUCGUAUUAUUAAAACAUCUGUGAAAUCAAUUCAAACUUGGUCACCAAAAACGGAAUAUUAUGAACAAUCAUCGGAUGAUAUUUGGGCAACUUGUGUUGCUGUUAUUCAGGAUGUCAUAGAAGGAUGUAAGCCACAAUUAAUAAAGGGAAUUGGAUUUGAUGCAACAUGUUCAUUGGUAGCACUAGAUGAAAAUGGAUCACCCUUAAGUAUAAGCCCUACAGGAAACAAUGAACAAAAUAUAAUUUUAUGGAUGGAUCAUCGAGCUUCUGAAGAAGCUGAUUAUAUCAAUUCAUUUAAUCACUCAAUAUUACGUUACGUUGGUGGUAAAGUAUCCUUAGAAAUGGAAAUUCCAAAAUUACUAUGGUUGAAGAAAAAUCAACAGGAUAAUUGGCAUAAAUAUCGUUACUUUUUUGAUUUACCUGAUUUUCUAACGUGGAAAGCCACAAAUGCUGAUUCUAGGUCGCUAUGUUCGCUUGUAUGCAAAUGGAAUUACGUAAUUGGUGUCGACGAGAAAGAAGGGUGGAAUGAAAGUUAUUUAGUAGAAAUAGGCCUCGGAGAUUUAUUACAAAAUAAUUGUGAAAAAAUUGGAAAAACUGUACUAAUGCCAGGAACACCUUGUGGUAAAGGUUUGACAGAAAAUGUUGCUCAAAUAUUGGGUUUGUUACCUGGAACACCGGUAGGUGCCUCAAUUAUUGACGCCCAUGCUGGUGGACUUGGAAUGAUUGGUUGUUCAACGGAAGGGGUUUCAAAUGAUUUUGAAACACGUUUAGGUUUAAUUUGUGGCACAUCAACAUGCCAUAUGGCAGUCAGUCGUAAUCCUGCAUUUGCGCCAGGUAUCUGGGGGCCAUAUUAUAGUGCUAUGGUACCGGGUAUGUGGUUAAACGAAGGAGGUCAAAGUGCAACUGGGAAAUUAAUUGAUCAUAUCAUCGAUUCACACCCAGCGAAAAAAGAUAUUCAAAAGAAAUUAACUAAUGGCAUGCAUAUACAAACAUACCUUUCAAAUUUAUUAAAGGAACUCACGGAAACAAAGAAAAUUAAAAGUAUGGCAUAUUUAACUAAAGAUGUACAUGUUUGGCCAGAUUUUCAUGGGAAUCGAUCACCUUUAGCAGAGCCAACAUUACGUGGAAUGAUUUCUGGCUUGAGUUUAUCUACCAGCGAAGAAGAUUUAGCCAUUCUUUAUUUAGCCACAAUCCAAGCUUUAGCGUAUGGAACCAAACACAUUUUAGACACACUUCUACAUUCCGGCUACACAGAUAUUCAUUCAAUAUUAAUUUGUGGUGGUCUAAGUAAAAAUCCAAUAUUUAUACAAACUCAAGCUGACGUUGUUCGAAUGCCAGUACUGUGCCCGCAUGAAACGGAAUCAGUAUUGUUAGGAGCCGCUAUUUUAGGUGCAUGUGCCGCACAACAGUUUGCAUCGGUUCAUGAAGCUAUCAAAAUUAUGGGUGGUAAUGCAGAUAUUGUACGACCAAAUGAAGAAGUUGCCAAAUAUCAUGCUAAUAAAUAUAAAGUGUUCUUGAAAAUGGUGCAAAAUCAAAAGACUUAUCGAGAAAUUAUGUCAAAUUAAAGUUUUAAGAAUUUCUUUUUUAUUAAAUGGCAUA
Chrysoperla carnea is the source of this 1884-nucleotide messenger RNA. RefSeq names its product FGGY carbohydrate kinase domain-containing protein. Lineage: Eukaryota; Metazoa; Arthropoda; Insecta; Neuroptera; Chrysopidae. Bases 198 to 1850 code for a protein of 550 amino acids. Gene Ontology annotation, biological process: carbohydrate metabolic process. The transcript has 7 exons. The record is from RefSeq and is a predicted model, not a curated record. Gene Ontology annotation, molecular function: kinase activity; phosphotransferase activity, alcohol group as acceptor.